This is a messenger RNA of Penicillium daleae, 900 nucleotides long. Its product is annotated as flavin reductase family protein. The record is from RefSeq and is a predicted model, not a curated record. Gene Ontology annotation, molecular function: riboflavin reductase (NADPH) activity; FMN binding. NCBI's taxonomy places the organism in Eukaryota, Fungi, Ascomycota, Eurotiomycetes, Eurotiales, Aspergillaceae. The coding region runs from base 1 to 900 and encodes 299 amino acids. The transcript is spliced from 2 exons.
AUGAAGCUAUCACUCCCGCGACUUGCGGCCCGGCAAGGCCUCGGAGAGCCAUUGUCACACCGGGUAUCUAGUAGCAAAUCCUUCAAUUCCUCCAUUCAAUCCUUAUCUACGCCAUACCACUUACGGCACCUGCAACAUAUCAGCAAUGUCGCAUCUCCUCUGAAACAAGAAAACGCAAAUAGUAGCGACCACCUGCCCUCCCGCAAAAACCACACUCCACCACCAUCUACAAAACCUUCGCAAUCCUCCUCCGCAUCAUCAAUAUCAGAACACGUCCGCCUCCUCAUGCGCCGAGUCCCCUACCCCGUCGCCGUCAUAACAGCCACCGAUCCAACCGGUCCCGUAGACACCACAUCCUUCCGCGGAAUGACCGUCUCCUCGUUCAACACAGUCACUCUCACUCCAGAACCAGUCAUAUCAUUCAACGUCCGCCGACCCUCCGAAACACUCAACGCGCUACUCGCCUCAGGCCGAUUCCUAGUGCAUCUCCUCGCGCCAAGUCCGGCAACCGCAACUCUAGCUAGAGAUUUCUCCAAGGGAAACACCACCCUUGCAUCGAUGUUGAGUGGACAUGGAGAAUUCGAAUUUGGCGCUUGGACCGCUGAGCAGAGGCUCGGCGGAGAAGACGAGAGGCCUCUUCCUAUCCUGAGGCGACGAGGGUCAGACAUGGAGAAGCGUUUGGAUUUCCCGUUUGUGUUUGAGUGCAGGCUUCAUCCGCAGAAGAUUGAUGUGCAUGAUCACUCAAUCGUGCUUGGCACAGUGCUACGAGCUAUUGAAAGCUCGGGGAACUUGCCCCCUGGCCAGAGCUGUGUGGCAGAGUCACCAGAUGAGCAUUCACCGGAACAUCUGUGUCUCACUUAUGCCAAUACCAAAUUCUGGAAGAUGGGUGGUGAAAUUUGA